AUGCAGAUCCGUUUAUUGGCGGGAACGUUCCUUGCCUUUAUUGGCUAUGUGGCCGGCUACGAUCAGAGUUUUCUUAUUCAACAUAAUGACAAAGUCGGCGUAUACGGACAGUACGACAAAAAGGAGAAAUGCUGGGACCAGGAGCCGAAAAAUCCCACCCAUCCCGUUUCUGACGAAUGUCAGCCUGCUAGCGUAAAGAUUAAAUUAGAUUACCUUUUGAGAAAGAAUCCAGCUGUGGAGGCUGCAAUAAAAAAGAAAGGCGUUUAUUGUGACACAAGUUACUACACUCUUAUUGGAAUCGAAAAUAUUUGUCCCUCAGAGAUUACGUUUCCUACAAAAGUCGAGGUUUAUGGAUCACGGUGUUAUAUUGUCAAGCCAGAACUACAAUGUAUCAGUUACGCCAAGUGUGCAGAACAAACUGGUUGCUAUAUCUCAGAAGACAAAAGAAGCAAAUGUCUACAAGAUAACUUCCGUGAAUUCGACGUUUGGAUAUACUGCCAAAACUGUGGAUUUAGACUCGUAAAAAUCAAAUUGCCACAGUGCUGUACAUGUAAUAGAUAUCGAAUUUGCGGUGAUAUGGAUCAGGAGGGUGGAGAGACAAAUGAGGACGGAGAUGGAAAUGAAGAUGGUGAGGACACAAAUGAAGAUGGUGGAGACACAAAUGAAGAUGGUGGAGACACAAAUGAAGAUGGCGGAGAAACAAACGAAGACGGCGGAGACACAAAUGAAGACGGAGAGGGAAAUGAAGAUGGUGGGGACACAAAUGAAGAUGGUGGAGACACAAAUGAAGACGGUGGAGACACAAAUGAAGAUGGCGGAGACACAAAUGAAGAUGGUGAAGACACGAAUGAAGAUGGUGGAGAUACAAAUGAAGAUGGUGGCAAUACCGAUGAAGAUGGAGGUGGAAAUGAAGAUGGUGGCGACACAAAUGAAGAUGGCGGAGACACCAAUGAAGACGGUGAAGACACAAAUGAAGAUAGUGGAGACACAAAUGAAGAUGGUGGAGACACAAAUGAAGACGGCGGAGACACAAAAGAGAACGGAGAUGAAAAUGAAGAUGGUGGGGACACAAAUGAAGAUGGCGGGGACACAAAUGAAGAUGGUGGAGACACAAAUGAAGACGGUGGAGACACAAAUGAAGAUGGUGGGGACACAAAUGAAAAUGGUGGGGACACAAAUGAAGAUGGUGGGGACACAAAUGAAGAUGGUGGAGACACAAAUGAAGAUGGCGGAGACACAAAUGAAGACGGUGGAGACACAAAUGAAGACGGAGAUGAAAAUGAAGAUGAUGGGGACACAAAUGAAGACGGUGGAGACACAAAUGAAGAUGGCGGAGGUACAAAUGAAGAUGGUGGGGACACAAAUGAAGAUGCUGGAGAAACAAAUGAAGAUGGAGGAGAUACAAAUGAAGAUGGAGGAGACACAAAUGAAGGUGGCGGAGACACAAAUGAAGACGGCGGAGACACAAAUGAGGACGGAGAUGAAAAUGAAGAUGGUGGGGACACAAAUGAAGAUGGUGGGGACACAAAUGAAGAUGGUGGAGACACAAAUGAAGAUGAAUGA
This is a messenger RNA of Magallana angulata, 1563 nucleotides long. RefSeq lists its product as uncharacterized. The record is from RefSeq and is a predicted model, not a curated record. Bases 1 to 1563 code for a protein of 520 amino acids. Lineage: Eukaryota; Metazoa; Mollusca; Bivalvia; Ostreida; Ostreidae. The transcript is spliced from 6 exons.